This is a messenger RNA of Ficedula albicollis (Collared flycatcher), 5036 nucleotides long. Its product is annotated as myosin-4-like. Gene Ontology annotation, molecular function: actin filament binding; cytoskeletal motor activity; ATP binding. The transcript is spliced from 36 exons. Lineage: Eukaryota; Metazoa; Chordata; Aves; Passeriformes; Muscicapidae. The record is from RefSeq and is a predicted model, not a curated record. Bases 1 to 4896 code for a protein of 1631 amino acids. Gene Ontology annotation, cellular component: myosin complex.
AUGUCUACGGACGCCGAGAUGGCGAUCUUCGGGGAGGCGGCUCCUUACCUCCGAAAAUCGGAGAAGGAGAGAAUUGAGGCCCAGAACAAACCCUUUGAUGCAAAGACAUCUGUCUUUGUGGUACAUGCAAAGGAGUCCUAUGUGAAAGGGAAAAUUGAGAGUAAGGAUGCAGGGAAGGUCACUGUCAAGACUGAAGGUGGAGAGACCCUGACGGUGAAAGAAGAUCAAAUCUUCUCCAUGAACCCCCCCAAGUAUGACAAAAUCGAGGACAUGGCCAUGAUGACCCACCUCCACGAACCCGCUGUGCUGUACAACCUCAAAGAGCGUUACGCAGCCUGGAUGAUCUACACCUACUCGGGUCUCUUCUGCGUCACUGUCAACCCCUACAAGUGGCUGCCGGUGUACAACCCCGAGGUGGUGUUGGCCUACCGAGGCAAGAAGCGCCAGGAGGCCCCUCCACACAUCUUCUCCAUCUCUGACAACGCCUAUCAGUUCAUGCUGACUGAUCGGGAGAACCAGUCCAUCCUGAUCACCGGAGAAUCCGGGGCCGGGAAGACUGUGAACACAAAGCGUGUCAUCCAGUACUUUGCAACAAUUGCACCCGUGAGGAAUGACAACUCCUCACGCUUUGGCAAAUUCAUCAGAAUCCACUUUGGGGCCACAGGCAAACUGGCUUCUGCUGACAUUGAAACUUAUCUGCUGGAGAAGUCCAGAGUCACUUUCCAGCUCAAGGCGGAAAGGAGCUACCACAUCUUUUAUCAGAUCAUGUCCAACAAGAAGCCAGAGCUAAUCGACAUGCUCCUCAUUACCACCAACCCUUAUGAUUUCCACUAUGUGAGUCAAGGCGAGGUCACAGUCCCCAGCAUUGACGACCAGGAAGAGCUCAUGGCCACAGAUAGUGCCAUUGACAUCCUGGGCUUCACUGCAGAUGAGAAAACAGCCAUCUACAAGUUGACAGGGGCUGUCAUGCACUACGGGAACCUGAAGUUCAAGCAGAAACAACGAGAGGAGCAGGCAGAGCCUGAUGGCACAGAAGUGGCUGACAAGGCUGCCUACCUAACGGGCUUAAACUCAGCUGAAUUUCUCAAGGCCUUGUGUUACCCCCGAGUCAAGGUUGGGAAUGAAUACGUGACCAAAGGUCAAAACGUGACACAGGUGAACAAUGCUGUGGGUGCCCUGGCAAAGGCAAUGUUUGAGAAGAUGUUCCUGUGGAUGCUUGUCACUUCUUGUGAUUUCUCCCAGCCCAUGGGCAUCUUCUCCAUCCUGGAAGAGGAGUGCAUGUUCCCCAAGGCAACUGACACCUCUUUCAAGAACAAGCUCUAUGACCAGCACCUGGGCAAGUCCAACAACUUCCAGAAGCCCAAGCCUGCCAAAGGCAAGGCUGAGGCUCACUUCUCCCUGGUGCACUACGCUGGCACAGUGGACUAUAACAUCACUGGCUGGCUGGAGAAGAACAAGGACCCUCUGAAUGAAACUGUCAUUGGGCUGUACCAGAAAUCGUCUGUGAAGACCCUGGCGUUGCUCUUUGCCAACUAUGGUGGAGCAGAUGCUGAGGCUAGUGGUGGUGGCGGCAAGAAAGGAGGCAAGAAGAAGGGUUCUUCCUUCCAGACUGUCUCAGCUCUCUUCAGGGAGAAUUUAAACAAGCUGAUGACUAACUUGAGAAGCACUCACCCUCACUUUGUACGGUGCAUCAUCCCAAAUGAAACUAAGACACCUGGUGCCAUGGAGCACGAGCUGGUGCUGCACCAGCUGCGCUGUAACGGCGUGCUGGAAGGGAUCAGGAUUUGCAGGAAAGGCUUCCCCAGCAGAGUCCUGUAUGCUGACUUCAAACAGAGAUACAGGGUACUUAAUGCCAGUGCUAUCCCAGAGGGACAGUUCAUGGACAACAAGAAAGCUUCAGAGAAGCUUCUUGGGUCCAUUGAUGUUGACCACACCCAGUACAGAUUUGGUCACACCAAGGUGUUCUUCAAAGCUGGACUGAUUGGUGUGCUAGAGGAGAUGCGAGAUGAGAAACUGGCAGAGAUUAUGACCAUGAUACAAGCCAGGUGCAGGGGCUUCCUAAUGAGAGUGGAGUACCAGAGAAUGGUGGAGCGGAGGGAGUCCAUCUUCUGUAUCCAGUACAAUGUUCGUGCAUUCAUGAAUGUCAAACACUGGCCAUGGAUGAAGCUGUUCUUCAAGAUCAAGCCCUUGCUGAAGAGUGCUGAGUCUGAGAAGGAAAUGGCCAACAUGAAACAAGAGUUUGAGAAAACCAAGGAGGAGCUUGCAAAGUCAGAAGCAAAGAGGAAGGAGCUGGAGGAGAAAAUGGUGGCCCUGGUGCAGGAGAAAAAUGACCUGCAGCUCCAAGUGCAGGCUGAAGCAGAUAGCUUGGCUGAUGCUGAGGAAAGAUGUGACCAGCUCAUCAAAACCAAAAUCCAACUCGAAGCCAAAAUUAAGGAAGCGACUGAAAGGGCUGAAGAAGAAGAGGAAAUUAAUGCUGAGCUGACAGCAAAGAAGAGAAAACUGGAGGAUGAAUGUUCAGAGCUGAAGAAAGACAUUGAUGACCUUGAGCUAACACUGGCCAAGGUGGAGAAGGAAAAACAUGCCACUGAAAACAAGGUGAAAAACCUGACUGAGGAGAUGGCAGCUCUGGAUGAGACCAUCGCCAAGCUGACAAAAGAGAAGAAAGCCCUCCAAGAGGCCCAUCAGCAGACCCUGGAUGACCUGCAGGCAGAGGAGGACAAAGUCAAUACUCUGACCAAAGCCAAGACCAAGCUGGAACAGCAAGUGGAUGAUCUGGAAGGGUCCCUGGAGCAAGAGAAGAAACUGCGCAUGGACCUGGAGAGAGCUAAGAGGAAACUGGAAGGAGACCUGAAGCUGGCCCAGGACAGCAUCAUGGAUUUGGAGAAUGAUAAGCAGCAGCUGGAUGAGAAACUGAAGAAGAAAGACUUUGAAAUCAGCCAGAUCCAGAGCAAGAUUGAGGAUGAACAAGCUCUGGGCAUGCAAUUUCAGAAGAAGAUCAAGGAGCUGCAGGCAAGUGUCUGUUCCUUCCCCUGCCUUGCUCAGCCCCGUGACCUGGAAGAGGCCACGCUGCAGCACGAAGCCACGGCUUCCGCCCUGCGCAAGAAGCACGCGGACAGCACAGCUGAGCUGGGGGAGCAGAUCGACAACCUGCAACGCGUGAAGCAGAAGCUGGAGAAGGAGAAGAGUGAGCUGAAGAUGGAGAUUGAUGACUUGGCCAGCAACAUGGAGUCUGUCUCCAAAGCCAAGGCCAACCUGGAGAAGAUGUGCCGCACCCUGGAAGAUCAGCUGAGUGAGCUUAAAACGAAGGAGGAGCAGAAUCAGCGCAUGAUCAACGACCUCAAUACGCAAAGAGCUCGUCUGCAGACAGAGUCUGGUGAAUAUUCCCGCCAGGUGGAGGAGAAGGAUGCUCUGAUUUCUCAGCUGUCUAGGGGCAAGCAAGGAUUUACCCAACAGAUUGAGGAACUCAAGAGACAUCUAGAGGAAGAAAUCAAGGCCAAGAACGCCCUGGCCCACGCCCUGCAGUCCGCUCGCCACGACUGUGACUUGCUCCGGGAACAAUAUGAGGAGGAGCAGGAGGCCAAGGGGGAGCUGCAGAGAGCCCUGUCCAAGGCCAACAGUGAAGUGGCCCAGUGGAGAACCAAAUACGAGACGGACGCGAUUCAGCGCACGGAGGAGCUCGAGGAGGCCAAGAAGAAGCUGGCCCAACGUCUGCAGGAUACAGAGGAGGGGGCCUCCCUGGAGCAUGAAGAGGGGAAGAUCCUGCGCCUGCAGCUUGAGCUCAACCAAGUGAAGUCUGAGAUUGACAGGAAGAUAGCAGAGAAGGAUGAAGAGAUUGACCAGAUGAAGAGAAACCACCUCCGAGUUGUGGACUCCAUGCAGAGCACCCUGGAUGCUGAGAUCAGGAGCAGGAAUGAAGCCCUGAGGCUGAAGAAGAAGAUGGAGGGAGACCUGAAUGAAAUGGAGAUCCAGCUGAGCCAUGCCAACCGCCAGGCUGCAGAGGCACAGAAGAACCUGAGAAACACCCAGGCAGUGCUCAAGGACACUCAGCUGCACUUGGAUGAUGCUCUCAGGACACAGGAUGACCUGAAGGAGCAGGUGGCCAUGGUGGAGCGCAGAGCAAACCUGCUGCAGGCUGAAGUUGAGGAGCUCCGGGCAGCCCUGGAGCAGACAGAGCGGUCAAGGAAACUGGCUGAGCAGGAGCUUCUGGAUGCCACUGAACGUGCACAGCUCCUCCACACCCAGAACACCAGCUUGAUCAACACCAAGAAGAAGCUGGAAACGGACAUUUCCCAGAUCCAGAGUGAAAUGGAGGAUACCAUCCAGGAAGCCCGCAAUGCUGAGGAGAAGGCCAAGAAGGCCAUCACAGAUGCGGCCAUGAUGGCAGAAGAGCUGAAGAAGGAGCAGGACACCAGUGCCCACCUGGAGAGGAUGAAGAAGAACCUGGACCAGACAGUGAAGGACCUGCAGCACCGUCUGGAAGAGGCUGAGCAGCUGGCACUGAAGGGAGGGAAGAAACAACUUCAGAAGCUGGAGGCCAGGGUGCGGGAGCUGGAAGGGGAGGUUGAUGCUGAGCAGAAGCGCAGCGCUGAAGCCGUGAAGGGUGUGCGCAAGUACGAGCGGAGGGUGAAGGAACUGACCUACCAGUCUGAGGAAGACAGGAAGAAUGUCCUCAGGCUGCAGGAUCUGGUGGACAAGCUGCAAAUGAAAGUGAAAUCCUACAAGAGACAAGCUGAGGAGGCUGAGGAGCUGUCCAACGUCAACCUGUCCAAGUUCCGCAAGAUCCAGCACGAGCUGGAGGAAGCCGAGGAGCGGGCUGACAUUGCAGAGUCACAGGUCAACAAGCUCCGAGCCAAGAGCCGGGAUAUUCAUGGCAAGAAGAUAGAAGAGGAAGAGUGAGAAUGUCACAAGGCAGCAAAGUGACCUGAGGGCUGCACAAAAUGUGAACCCUCUGUCUCUUCCUUCUUCCUUCACUUUUUGUUUUGAGUCAUUUUAAUUUCUAGAGAAUAAACCCCGUAGAUUCCUUUGUGUGCAUACCA